Rhinichthys klamathensis goyatoka is the source of this 888-nucleotide messenger RNA. RefSeq names its product ETS domain-containing transcription factor ERF-like. The transcript has 6 exons. The coding region runs from base 86 to 871 and encodes 261 amino acids. Gene Ontology annotation, cellular component: nucleus. Gene Ontology annotation, molecular function: DNA-binding transcription factor activity, RNA polymerase II-specific; sequence-specific DNA binding. The record is from RefSeq and is a predicted model, not a curated record. NCBI's taxonomy places the organism in Eukaryota, Metazoa, Chordata, Actinopteri, Cypriniformes, Leuciscidae. Gene Ontology annotation, biological process: cell differentiation; regulation of transcription by RNA polymerase II.
GGGACAGGGAUGAAGAUAAAUAGUGAGGGAAUUGUUACAGGUAUCUUUCUUCAUUUCUCCAGAAAAGAGCAUCUCCACUGAACAGAUGGAGUGUAAUUGUAAUUCCUCUCUGGGUCCUUUUUCCUCGACUUACUGGAGCAGAACAGUGCUUUUCCCUGAUUGGGCGUAUAAACCAGCGUGCUCUCCAGGCUCGCGGCAGGUGCAGUUGUGGCACUUCCUGUUAGAGCUGUUGGGGCGUGGCGAAGGCGGAGCUAUCACGUGGGGCAGCGAAUGGGGAGAGUUUGUAAUCAGAGACCCAGAGAGAUUGGCUAAACUGUGGGGGGAGAGGAAGGGCAAGCCACACAUGAAUUAUGACAAACUCAGCAGAGCUUUAAGGUAUUAUUAUAAUAAGCGAAUUUUGCACAAGACCAAAGGAAAACGUUUCACCUACAAGUUUAAUUUCAGCAAACUAGUCUUAGUGAAUUACCCAAGUUUUCCAACCUACCCACAGAAUACAGCAUCUGUACCUUUCUCUGCCUUUCCUUCUCAUCUUUCAUUCUACAACCCUUCUAUUGACAGGGCUGUGCAGUCAAUUUCUCAUCCCCUUCUGCUGCCAUACAGCUUCCCCAAACCCCUCCCCUUUCCUCAGGCACAUCCAAUCCAAAGGCAAUUUCCCCUCUUUUCUGGACCGCCUUCUUCAGUGACUAACCUAUCAGAGCUCUCCUGCCAGUCACCGGUCAACUCCACCCUGCAGUUCACCCAGACUUUAAACUGGCCAGUCAAAAGCACAGAGUGGCCUUUCAACCGAGUCAUGGGAUUACAAGAGAGGAUUAAAAGUGGAGCACAAGACAAAAACCAUGACAAUGAAGAAGAAAACAAAAGAAAAUCCUGAUAUGCAUUAGAAGUUUU